AUGGAUCAAUCGUUCUCACUAAUUCUUAAUGCAAAAAGGUUGUUCCGGAAAUUUUUGGUUGAUGGUUAUACCAUGAGUGAAAGUGAGAGACUAUUUUUCAUACGUAACCAACAAAAAAUUCUUAGAUGUGAGUCUUAUGAGAAUUUGCGUAAUCAACAAGCACUUGGGAGUACAAAUAUUUCUAACAUCGGGCAACGUGUGAUCUUAUCUUCUUCAUUUACCGAUGGUGCACGCUAUAUGAUGCGAAACUAUUUGGAUGCCAUGUCGCUUUGUAAAUGGUUUGGAUAUCCUGAUUUUUUCAUAACCUUUACGUGUAAUUCAAAAUGGCCAGAAGUUCAAAGGUUUCUGAAGGACACUCAACUUCAUCCAGAAGAUAGACAGGAUAUAUUACGUAGGUUAUUUAAGAUCAAGUUGGAUGCAUUUAUUAAAGAUAUAAGGGAAAAUAAAGUUUUUGGCAAGGUUCAAGUAGUGGUUUAUACAAUUGAAUUUCAAAAACGAGGUUUGCCUCAUAGUCAUAUAUGUCUGUUUAUGCAUGCUGACUGCAAGCUUCCUACAGUUGAAUAUAUCGAUCCCAUUAUUUCCACUGAGAUUCCAAAUAUCGAUGAUGAUCUAGAAUUGUAUUCACUUGUCAAGGAGUUCAUGAUUCACGGUCCAUGUGGAGCUGAAAAUUUGAAUUUCCCAUGCAUGGUUGAGAAAAAGUGUUCUAAAAACUUUCCAAAGCAAUUUUGUAAUCAUAAUUCAGUUGAUUCAAAUGGUUUUCCCUUAUACAGUAGAAGAAAUGAUGGGCAUUUUGUUGAAAAAUCUAGUGUUCAGUUAGAUAACAGAAAUGUUGUUCCAUACAACAAAUAUCUGUUGAAAAGAUAUCAUACACACAUUAAUGUUGAAUGGUGCAAUCAAGGAUCUUCCAUAAAGCAUCCUGUUGUGAUUAGACUACCUUUUCAUCUUCCUAGUCAACAACAAGUUGUAUAUAAGGCAGACGAUGACAUUGAAGAUGUUCUUGAUCGCCCUUCAAUUGCUUCUUCAAUGUUCACAUCUUGGAUGAAGUGUAAUGAAAUCAAUAAAGAAGCACAAAAACUUACAUAUGUUGAAUUUCCUACAAAUUUUGUUUGGAAACUUAAAGGUCUGAUUUGGAAGCCAGGGGAAGUUGGAUAUGCGAUUGGUAGAAUUCACUCGGUUUCACCUAAACUUGGAGAAGCAUAUUUCUUAAGAAUUCUUUUAAAUAAAGUGAAAGGUCCUAAAUCAUUUGAAGAAAUUCGCACAGUCAAUGGUGAACUAUGUUCUUCUUUUAAAGAUGCGUGUUAUAAUCUUGGCCUUUUAGAUGAUGACAAACAAUUUAUCGAUGCAAUUAAGGAAGCAAGUCUUUCUGGAUAUGGUUUUUAUCUACGGUUCUUAUUUGUUACGAUGUUAUUGUCCAACAGUUUGUGUAAACCAGAGAUUGUUUGGCAAAACACCUGGGAAUACCUGUCAGAUGGAAUUCUUUACAAUCAACAACAGAGAUUAAAGUCUCCAGAUGCUGAUUCUGUUUUAUCUUCAAACAAUCGUCUUAUUACUGAGGAGAUAGAUUAUGACAUACCAAAUUUAAAGAACGUGUUUGAUCGGCUGUUUGUUGCAUUAACAAAUGAGCAACAGGACAUUUUUCUUGAUAUCAUGGAUGCAGUGGAGGUGUAUUCUUUGUUUAUGGUUAUGGUGGAACAGAAUAAAUCCAAAAAGUGA
This is a messenger RNA of Lactuca virosa, 1713 nucleotides long. NCBI's taxonomy places the organism in Eukaryota, Viridiplantae, Streptophyta, Magnoliopsida, Asterales, Asteraceae. The record is from the annotation of a GenBank genome assembly.